This is a messenger RNA of Helianthus annuus (common sunflower), 498 nucleotides long. Its product is annotated as extensin-like. Lineage: Eukaryota; Viridiplantae; Streptophyta; Magnoliopsida; Asterales; Asteraceae. The transcript is spliced from 2 exons. The record is from RefSeq and is a predicted model, not a curated record. Bases 1 to 498 code for a protein of 165 amino acids.
AUGGAGCAUUCCAAGGAAUGCGACACCACUACUGCCAUAGCUGCCGCCGUGACUACUGUCGUCGCCGUCACCCAUUUCGGUCGCCACCACCACCCACCUCCACCCCAGCUGUCUCCCGCCACCACCCACCUCCACCCUAGUCGUCACCCACCUCCGCCGUUACCAACCGUCACCCACCAUCCACACCUCCGCCCCCGCCGUCACUCGCCACCACCCACAACCCCUGACACCACCACACCACAGUUGCCACCCACCCCCGCCUCCGCCGUCAGCCGCCACCCACCUCCACCACCGACCACCACCGUCGUCGUCACCCACCAUCGUCCCUGUCACCCAACACCAUCGUUGUCGCCACCACUUACCUCUGCCCCCGCCACCACCCACCGCUGCCAUACAUUGUCACCACCUCCGACCAUCGCUACCAUUGCCACCAAUCACCACCCACCACCACCGACUACCGUCUUCGUCUAUUCUUUCCUUCCAAACAACACAAAGUAA